ACCCUAAGCUCUUUCAACACCAAACAAAAAAAUGAAGUCUGCAGAAAAACUCUUGGCCUUGGCAUUUCUUCAUCUUGCCUUGUCUUCACUCCUUUGUUUUGCUGCUCGUGCAGAUACAAGAAGACGUGGUAAUGGGAGAAACCAGAACCAGAAGGCAAGGAGUGGUGGGAACACAUGGUGCAUCGCCAAGCCAUCAACAGAGAACGCCAGGCUCAAUAUCAAUAUUAAUUACAGCUGCUCACAGAGCGGAGUGGAUUGCAGGCCGAUCCAACCCGGUGGUAUCUGCUACCGCCCGAAAACGAUCGUCUCCCACGCUUCUUACGCCAUGAAUCUCUUCUACAAGGCUGCGGGGAAGAACACUUGGAACUGCCAUUUCAAUGGCACUGGCAUCACCGUUUCACAGGAUCCAUCCGUUGGGAGCUGUAACUAUCCGAUGUGAUGAACGGAAAGCACGAUAUAUGCUGAGAAAGACAUGUCUAUCAAAGGUGAUGUUGUUGUGUCCUCUGUUUCGGUUGUAGUUGAGAGACAAAAGUCGGUUUCAAGUGGGGAAAAAUAAUGUACCCGUGUGUAUUUUCAUUCUCCU
This is a messenger RNA of Hibiscus syriacus, 583 nucleotides long. Its product is annotated as major pollen allergen Ole e 10-like. NCBI's taxonomy places the organism in Eukaryota, Viridiplantae, Streptophyta, Magnoliopsida, Malvales, Malvaceae. The coding region runs from base 32 to 439 and encodes 135 amino acids. The record is from RefSeq and is a predicted model, not a curated record. The transcript has 4 exons.